This is a messenger RNA of Microtus ochrogaster (prairie vole), 7315 nucleotides long. RefSeq lists its product as uncharacterized. The record is from RefSeq and is a predicted model, not a curated record. Gene Ontology annotation, molecular function: nucleic acid binding; zinc ion binding. Gene Ontology annotation, biological process: virion assembly. Lineage: Eukaryota; Metazoa; Chordata; Mammalia; Rodentia; Cricetidae.
AGCGGUUCGGUCGGAGCCGUUCGGUUACCAGAGUGACCCGGGGCUGCGGCGGCGGCCGGGAUAUCCCGCGCUUGGGGCUGAACGGGACUGCAGCGUCGCUUCCCGCCACGUGUGCACCUUCAGACCCCAGGCUCAAGGACCUCAGGCUCAGGUCUUUGGCUGGCCCAGGACUACAUCCAAAGAAAACCAGUAAGCAUCUGUCUGAGGAGGCCUCUAUCAGUAAGUCUUAGUUUUCCUUAUAUGACAUCUGGUCCUGGUUCUGUUGGGAUCCCAUCUGGGCGCUAAGGAGAAGUCACACUCUUUCUUGUCCCCCUGUGCCCUGUGCUGUUUUGUCUUUCCUGUCUCUUUGUCCCUAGUCUUCUGUGGUUUGGACUUGGGGUGACUGGACAACAAAAUGGGUAAUAAGACUAGUAAAGUUGAUUAUUGUAAAGUUGAUACUCCCUUAAAGUGUGUACUGGAAAAUUUUGACUUACUUUACACUCGUAAGGUUAAGAAGAGUUAUUUUGGUCACUUUACCAAGGAACGACUCCAGACCCUCUGUGAACAGAAAUGGCCCACAUUAGGGGUUGAAUGGCCGCCUGAGGGCACCUUCGAUCCCAAGGUGGCAUGGGCCGUUUAUGAGGCUGUCAUCAGGCUACCCAACUUAAUGAACCAGUUUGGAUACAUCGUGCCUUGGGCACAGGCAACAUCUAAGCCACCAGUAUGGAUGAAGGAGUAUAUAAUCGUAAAUGGCCUUCAUUCCCCAUCGCCUAGCCCUCCUCAGUCCCGGCCCCAACUCCAACCCCUGACUCAGCCUCCACCUCAAUCUCAACCCCUGUCUCAACCUCAGCCCCCGCCUCAACCCAAACCGCUCACUCAACCCCCACCUCAACACCAAGCUGUAUCCCAGCCCUGUGAUGUCUGUGUGCCUUUCACCAGCACUGAUCUUCAUAACCGGAACAUCCAGAACCGACCUUCCCGCACCAACGCGAGCUGCAUAGAUGUGGUGCCUUUAACCACCAUUGAUCUUCUUAACUGGAAGGCGCAGUACCCUCCUUUCAGCACAGACCCCAAGCCCCUAACCUCUCUAGUUGAAUCUGUCUUUCUCAUCUACCAUCCCAGUUUAGAUGAUUGCAAGCGUAUCUUCUAUGUGUUAUUCACAAGGGAGGAGAGGGAACGGAUUCUGACAGAAGCGUCUAAAGCAUUUCCUGGGCUCUCGGAACUGCCUGGCGGACGUGUCCUGUUUGGGCAGAGUGCAGACUGGAAUUCUAGGGUAGAGAAUGGUGGGAAGUCCCUCAGGGAAUACUACCAGGCUUUGCUGGAGGGAUUGAAACGAGCAGCCCGGGAGCCCAUUGACCUUUCCAAGGUGGCAGCCGUGAGACAAGGUAAGAAUGAAUCACCUUCAGCGUUUCUCGAGCGCCUCCUAGAGGCGUACCGUGAAUAUACAACCAUAGAUCCAGAGGACCCGAUCUUCCUCUCCUCCGUUGACCUGGCCUUCAUAUUUCAGUCUGCCCCCGAUAUAAGGGAUGCAAUCCUAAACAAGGAUGAAUAUCCGAGUAUGAGUAGGUUGGAAUUACUGGAAAUAGCCCAGGACGUGUUUAACAAUAGAGAAUACAAACAACAGCAGCUGCUAAUAAGGCAAUUGACUAAGGCUAUCACCUCUGCGCAACAAUGUGCUGCCUGCAGUCCUGGUCAGAGAACGCACAACCAAAGGAGCAGGCCCCUGCGAAGAAACCAGUGUGCUUACUGCAAGGAGUUGGGGCACUGGAAGCCUGAAUGCCCCCAACAGAGAUGGGUAGGUCCUCCCUGGCCAAAGCCACGUUUUGCUUGAGGACAAUAGUGAGGCCAUAGCUUUUUCAAAUUAGGCCCCCAAGAGUCUAUGGUAAUCUUUUUAAUUAGUGUCAACCUAUAAACUUUUCCUUGUCAACAUGGGGCCUUCACCUUUUUUGUUUUGUUUUGUUUUUUGUGUCCCAUUACCACCCCCCAGCCCCGCAGGAUCUCUCUGUAGCUUUGGAGCCUGACCUUGGAGCUAGCUCUUGUAGACCAGGUUGGCUACAAACUCACAGAGAUCCACUUGCCUCUGUCUGGGAUUAAAGGCGUGCACCACCACCGCCCAGCUCACAUUUGGUAUUUCAAAAACCCUUGGGGCUGCUCACUGUUCAAACAAUGGAAAUGCAGGGGAAGUCAGGAAAUAUAAGUGGACUGGGAAUCUGGGAAAGGGGACAGUGAUUGAUUCCUUCAUGACUCCCUGAAUGUACCCAUUCCCUUUGCUGGGAAGAGACCUCCUAAGCAAGCUCCAGGCAACUAGCUUAUUCUCAGGAGAUAUGCCUAAACUACAACUAGGGUGCCCAGCCACAGUCUUGACCAUCACCUGUCCCUUAAGUGAGGAGUUCCUCCUCCUCUUCCUCCUCUAGGGUCUGAUCCAAGGCCCUGAGGGGAAAUUAAAAGAGCAAGUGAUCCAGCUCUCUGGGCCAGAGCUAGUCCUUCUGGUCUGGCCAAGCAUGUGUUACCACUUAGAGUUCAGCUGACUUCUCAGGCCAUGCCCAUCUGUGUCAGAUGGUAUCCCAUCAGUACAGAGACCAGAGAGGGACUCAAUUGCCUCAAGGCAGGCAUGCCACUCAGCAUGGAACCCCCCCCCCCUUAUUACCAGUCCAAAACCUGGGAUUAGUACAGUAUAGGAUUUAAAGAGAGCACAUGAAUGGCUGGAACCUGUUUGCCCAACUGUUCCCAACCCUUAUACUCUGUUCAUUCAGCAUGCUGCUGUUGAGCAUCGGUUUUAUACUGGACUGGAUCUAAAGGAGGCAUUUUUCUUUUCCCUUGUCAGAAUUAAGUAAGCCUGUCUACAUUUAAACAGGCUGACCCUGAACUGAGAAUAUCGGGGGCAACUGAACUAGACCCGAUUACCUCGGGUUCAGCAAAUCUUCUGCCAUCUUUGAUGAAGCCCUCAACCAGGAAGUCAUAAUUUGAAUCCCUUUUCCAACCACAAAGAGGCACAUUAGGGCAUUCCGGGGUUUCAUUGGGUAUUGCUGCCUCUGGAUACCUAAGUUUGUUGGCGUUGCCAUACUCUUGUGUUCAGCCACGGCAAGGGCUUAAAACCCCUUUGUGGAGUGCACUGAGGGAAGUUAGCAGUUCUUUUUUUGUUUUUGUUUUGUUGUUGGUUUUCAAGACAGGGUUUCUCUGUAGCUUUGGAGCCUGUCCUGAAGCUAGCUCUUGUAGACCAGGCUGGUUUCGAACUCAGAUUUGCCUGCCUCUGCUGAGUGCUGGGAUUAAAGGUGUGCACCACCACCGCCUGGCUAAUUAGCAGAUCUUAAAGGAACUUGAAAGUGGCUCUUGUGUAGGCUCUCUUUAACUCUUCCUGACAUCUCCAAGUUCUUCAACCUCUGUGUUAAUGAGAGAAAGGACAUUGCCAAAGGAAUCCUGACCCUGGGUGUCUGGAAAAGGCCAGUUGCCUACAUUUAAAAAAGAUUGGAUCCUGGGGCCUCAGGAUGGCCCCCUUGUCUAUGAGCCAUGGCAGCGACCGCAAUCCUUAUAAAAGAGGCAGACAAACUUAGCCUGGUACAGAAUCUAACCACAACAACCCCAUGUGCAUUGGGACUCUAUUAAAAGAUGCCACUAAGCCGGGCGAUGGUGGCACACGCCUUUAAUCCCAGCACUUGGGACGCAGAGGCAGGCGGAUCUCUGUGAGUUCGAGACCAGCCUGGUCUACAAGAGCUAGUUCCAGGACAGGCUCCAAAACCACAGAGAAACCCUGUCUCGAAAAACCAAAAAAAAAAAAAAAAGAUGCUACUAAUUGCUGGGUGUCUAAUGCUGUCUAGCCCAAUAUGAGGCCCUUCUCCUAGAUAAGGAUAGAUUGGCUUUUGACAAACCCAUGGCUAUCAACUUUGCUACCCCAUCACUGGACAGUGACCCUCAGGAAACCAUACAUGACUGGAGAUCCUCGAUGUCAUUCAGGGUAGCUGGCUAGACCUCAUGGCUGGUCCCUUCACAGUCAAGGCAAUAGUUUUGUUUGUGAAGGAACUAGGAAUACUGGGGCAGCAGUAAUUCUGGGCCAGAAAGGAGUCGUUUGGUCAUAAGCUCUGUCCAAGAGGCACACUGGCCCAAAGAGAGGAAUAAUGGCCUUAACUCAGGCAUUGAAAUGAGCCAAGGGAAGCAAAACAGAACAUUUACACAGACAACCAAUAUGCCUUUGCCACAGCUCAUGUCCAAAGAGCCCGAUUAACCUCAGAAGGAAAAACAUUACAAAGAGGGAGAUGAUCCAAUUGUUGGAGGUCAUCUGGCUGCCUGAUGAACUGGCCAUAGCGCACUGAGGGAGCAUCAGAAGGACAGUAGCCCCCAAACCCAGGAGAAUAAUUACGCAGAUUAGAGAGCAAGGGAUGCAGCUCUUGGGGACCUUUGCCCCAAACCAUCUUGGAGCUAUUGGCCAUUCCUGAGCCCCCACUCUGCUUCAGUGAAGACACCCCUAUGAGCUGUCCAAAGGAGACUGAAUUACUCUGGCAUGGGAACCCAUCAAAAUUGCUGUGGGUAAUUUAUAUAACUGGAUAUUACUGGAUGAGAAAGUCUGCAUCCCCAGUCUAUUAGGGAAGAACUGGUUAAUUGCCAGCCACAAAGCAAUGUUCUUAUUACUUAAGAAAAUCUCAGAACUUAAUCUCUCCCCAUGUUUGGUUACCCAGACAUGGGGAGAUACUUCAAAACAUCUCAAAUUGCUGUUUGACUUGCACUCAGGUGAGUGCAAAAUCAGAGGUGUCACCCCAAAGGGUCUUCCAGGGGGGCGAUGGUUUGUAGCUCUAAGAAGCACUAUGGUAGACAUGGGUACCCUGUAGGAUUUGCUUCCCUGGGCUAGACAAACAUACAUCAGGGUGCCUUGCUUUUCUUUUUCUUUUUUCUUUUUUUUUUUUUUUCAGUUGUAAAUGUCCCCAGCCCAUUCCAAGUUGGAAGGGACAGAGUUUGCAGUAAUCAGCUUUCAGAUUAGGCUGAUCAGAGGUUAUAAUAGUGACCAAUACCUAACCUGCAUUAGUGAAUCGAAGUUCCCAUUUGCAAGUGGCUGGUCUAUGUGGAUUAUUAUAUCUGAAAUUCAAGGGUAAGAACAUAAUCCAACAGACCAGGACCAACCUUAUGGCUUCCAUAGUCUAAGGAAAGGAGUAAAAAAGCAAGUCAGUAACAAAGCAGUAAACCUGAACUUUGAGGGGAUGCCAUUCAGUGUCUUUGCGUUUUUGGCAGCCCCUCCCCACUUCUUCCACAGGGUCCUUUAGUGCCUUCUUGAGAUGUGAAUGCUACCAACCGUAACAGCGGGGAGCAUCCAAAGAAUCACAAUCAAGGGGUCUUCCAGUCUUGGUUGCCGGUAGUCAGUCUUGAGUUGGUGGCCUAGAACAUUUCCCCAGGUUGGAACAGGUAGUCAGGUAGUACCUGAUCAGUUGUGCGGCCUGGAUUUGAGGAAAGUUCUUAUUCCAGAGUUAAUUGCAAUCUCUUCAGGGAUUCAGAGAUUAGGUAAUCUGUGCUCUUUAUGUGCCCUGGGGACCAUUGGGGGUGGCUAUCCAUAAAUUCUUUCUCAUGGAGUGAGUUUAUGAGAAUUUCUUUUAAGGUUCUAAUCAUUUUUUCUAUAUUUCUACAUAGAAAUAUAUUUCUAUAUUUCCUGAACUCCGAUGGUAAUACAUGCAACAUAAUUUCUAAUUUAUAUUGAGGGCUUCUAAAGUCAUUCGAGACAGUUUGGCCAUAAAGAUCAGUCAAACCCCAGAGUUGGGGAGGCCAAAUCCCUUUACCAUAACUCCCAACCCCUCUAAAACCAACUCUAAUUGUCAGUUGUGGUCAUUGUAACAUUGUGUUUUCCAACUUAAAUCUGGAACACUUGUGAUUCUGAAAACGCACGUUGGAAUGAAGGAAGAACCUGGGGAAUUAGGUUAUGUGCAGUCGGAUUGAAUCCUGCUUUCUCAGUUACCAUCCAGUGAUAAGCAGUAAGACAAGAAGAGCCUAAACCUAUAGGCCCCAGUAGAGACUUCCCAGUGCCCCAGGUUCUUGGUUCUUCCAGCACACCCAUGUUCCAAAGACUUAAGAAGUACUGUCUUGCCUAAUCUAACCUCUCCAUAGCCCUCUCCUAUUAAAAGGAAAAUCCAAAAAUCUCUAUUCAUGUUAUGAGACACCUGCUAAGGGACAGAAGGAAAGAAAAAAUUAAGUGACUCUUCUAUUGCCACUGUUCUCGAUCCUUUGGUUUUACUUUGAGUCUUUAAAACUUUUUUUGUUGUUGUUGGUUUUUUUUUCUGGGGGGAGGGGGUUGAGACAGGGUUUCUCUGUAGCUUUUGGAACCUGUCCUGGAACUAGCUCUUGUAGGCCAGGCUGGACUUGAAAGCACAGAGAUCCACCUGCCUUUGCCUCGCCAGUGCUGGCAUUAAAGGCCUGCGCCACCACCACCACCCGGCAAAGCAAGUAUAAAUAUUUCUCAAAAUUUAUAAAGUUAAUAUAUGUAUAUACAUGUAUAUUAAAUUUUUAUGUAUUUUUGAGAUUUAUUUUUUUGUUAUGUAUACAGUGUUAUUCCUGCAUGCCAGAAGAGGACACCAGAUCUUAUAGAUGGUUGUGAGCCACCUUGUGGUUGCUGGGCACUCAGCACCACACCUCAGGAAGAGCCGCUAGUGCUCUUAACCUCUGCUCCAUCUUUACCCCUCUGUCAUGAUGUUAAUGGUCAUAUAGAAUACUGAUUCUAGAAAAAAGAUUUAUUAGCUUCCUGUACAUGAGUUCUGGGUUUGAGUUACUAUCAGGUAACUAGGAAUGAAGUUUUUGUUACUCUGGAUGUACUUAAUAAAUUGUGGUCCUUUAACCUUUUUGUAAUCUGCUGCAUAUGACAUUUAAAAUUGUUGUUUUCUGCUGUGUACAAUGGCAAUUCCUAACAGCAACCUUUGACGUCUCCAAAAGGAUGAUGGGGCCCCACAACGAUUCCACCUGCAUUGUGGAAAGGCCAUUACACUGACAGACACCACCCAAAGAUCGGCUUUGAUCUCCAAACUUCUCAGGACAAGUUCCAGGUGGCUAGCUGUGAUGGUGCAGCCUCACAGGCUCCUCCAGUGCAACUGGACAGCAAGUGAUAGAUACUACAGCUGGCUCUCCCAGGACUUGACAAUGGUCCCAGUUUUCUCAGGGUCCCCUAAAGAUGCCAUCACCCCCAAACAGCAGGAAGCAAUUUUAAGAACACGACGCCCACAUUCCCAAGAGGUGGGGUGGGCAGUUUUUGGUUGUUCAGUGGGUUAUGGAUACUUGUCAUUGUUUAUGGGGGUUGGAUACAAGUUGUUAUUAUUGGUAAUGGUCAGGAAAAACUGAACAAAGGAGAUUAGAUUCAGGGAUCUUCUGAAAA